This is a messenger RNA of Solanum tuberosum (potato), 2300 nucleotides long. RefSeq lists its product as uncharacterized. The record is from RefSeq and is a predicted model, not a curated record. NCBI's taxonomy places the organism in Eukaryota, Viridiplantae, Streptophyta, Magnoliopsida, Solanales, Solanaceae. Bases 379 to 2217 code for a protein of 612 amino acids. The transcript has a single exon.
AUAAAAAAAAACAAAUACUUGGCCUCCAAGGAUUAUUUUCUUUUCUUAUUAAAAAAAAACAAACCAAAUACUUGGUCUUCAAGUAAUUUUCUCUCUAUUGGCUAUAAAUCCAAUUCCACACCUCCAAUCCUUCCACCCCAGCUAGCGUUCGGUAUUCAUAUUAGAGUCUGAUCACCCAUCCCUUCCACUCCAAUUGUAAUUUCUUGUUUGAUUGUCCAUUCAUUUUCGGUAUUCAUACUAGAGUCUAACUGCCCCAUUCCUUCCACUCCAACUACAAUUUCUUUUUUGAUUUUCCAUUCGUUUUCGAUAUCCAUAUUAGAGUUUGACCGCCCCCAUUGGUCGGUUGGUGAUUACUCCAAUUACAGUAUAAUUUCCAUAAUGGCUUCUCUGGUUGGCCCUCCAGAAAUCCAUGGCAAACAAAAAUCACUACCAGUUUCCACCAUCACCACCACCACUACCACCAACAAUCCAUUCAUAGAUCUAAUGGUAGCAAAUUUCAACUCAACACAAGUCCAAAACCCUUCAAAUAUGGGCUACACUGAAAACAUGUCUGCAACUUAUCUUUCUACUACCAAUCCUUGUUUAGAUUUCUUCUUCCAUGUUGUUAAUGAUACUCCUCCCAAAUCACUCAUCCAGUACUUACACCGCGCUUGGGAUCAUAAUCCCCUAACAGCAUUGAAACUGAUCUGCAAUUUGCGUGGUGUUCGUGGUACUGGAAAAUCUGAUAAAGAAAAUUAUUACACUGCUGCAUUGUGGCUUCAUCAGUUUCAUCCUAAAACCCUAGCUUGUAAUUUAGAAUCUCUAGUUAAUUUCGGGUAUUUCAAGGAUUUGCCUGAGAUACUGUAUAGGUUACUCGAAGGACCUGAGGUGAGAAAAAGGGCGAAAAAGGAAAAGAGUGGUAGAAAAAUGAAGAGAUUAAAACCAGAGAACGGAGAUUGGAGACCAUUUGGAGGAGGACUAAAUGCGAGUACUGAUAAAGGGGCGAAGAAAAUUGAAAUGGCGAAAAAGGCUUUUGAUAGAUACAGAGUUGAUCCGGAUUAUAAAUUCUUUCAUGAUCGCGUAUCUGAUUUAUUCGCGAAUUGUUUGAAGUUGGAUCUUGACUUGUUACGCGCUGAGAAAUUGACGGAGAUUAGUCUUGCUGCUAAAUGGUGUCCAUCUUUAGAUUCGUCUUUUGAUAAGAGAACACUUUUAUGUGAAACUAUAGCUAAGAAGGUGUUUCCAAGAGAAUUGUGUCCUGAAUACGAAGGGAUUGAAGAUGCACAUUACGCGUAUAGAGUGAGGGAUCGAUUGAGGAAGCAAGUUCUCGUUCCUUUACGUGCUGCAUUAGAGUUGCCAGAGGUUUAUAUAGGGCGAAAAGAUUGGGGUUCGAUACCUUACAAUCGAGUAGCAUCAGUUGCUAUGAAGAUAUACAAAGAAAAAUUCAUGAAAUAUGAUGAGGACAGAUUUAAAGAGUAUCUUGAGAAAGUGAAACAGGGGAAGGCUAAGAUUGCUGCUGGUGCAUUGCUGCCUCAUCAGAUAAUCGGAGCACUAAACGACACAGAUGAUGGAGGUCAAGUUGCUGAAUUGCAAUGGAAGAGAAUAGUAGAUGACUUGUCGAAAAAGGGGAAGUUGAAAAAUUGUCUUGCUAUUUGUGAUGUAUCUGGUAGUAUGACGGGUACUCCAAUGGAGGUGUCUGUGGCAUUAGGAGUCCUUGUUUCGGAGCUGAGUGUAGAGCCAUGGAAAGGCAAGCUUAUAACGUUCAGUAACAACCCGAUGCUUCAAAUAGUCGAAGGGGAGAGUUUGAUAUCCAGAGUCGAGUUUGUGAGAAAAAUGGAAUGGGGAAUGAAUACUGAUUUUCAAAAGGUGUUUGAUUUAAUACUAAAAGUGGCUGUUGAUGGGAGUUUAAAAGAAGAUGAAAUGAUCAAAAAAGUGUUUGUAUUCAGUGACAUGGAAUUUGAUCAAGCCUCGACGAAUCCAUGGGAAACGGAUUAUGAGACGAUUGUUAGGAAAUUUAAGAUGAAUGGUUACGAGAAUUGUGUACCUGAGAUUGUGUUUUGGAAUUUGAGAAACUCAAGAGCUACACCAGUGAAAGCAAACCAGAAAGGAGUUGGACUUGUGAGUGGUUUUUCGAAGAAUUUGCUUACGUUGUUCAUGGAAGAAAGGGAUUUUAAUCCUGAAGAUAUAAUGGAAGCAGCAAUUUCUGGUGAAGAAUAUCAAAAGCUAGUUGUGAUUGAUUGAUCAAUGAAAAAUUUGUGAUUAAAUUGGACAUUUUGUUGAUGUUAUUGUGACACUUUUGACAAUAGUACUUGAAAUGAUUACAA